AAUUGGCCAAGCUCCUGAAGCGUGAAUCAGCACUUCAGACCACUGACAGUAGCCUACAGCUCGACUCGAAACGGGUCAGUAAUCUUGUCGCCUACAUCCUUUUUGCCGCGGUGGAAAGGACGCAGCGCUGGCGCUCUCCUCCUCUCCUCUCCUCUUCUCUCCAUCGUGUAUACUUGACCAUCAUGUGGGUGAAGUCGGUCACAUCGGUUUGUAAUAUCCGGGUUGGUCAGAGGGAGUGCCUUUACUCUGAUUCCCAAUAGAAAGACGCUACACAGCAGCACCUCGCGUACCACAGCACAGCACAGCCGCAGAGCAGCCCGUUCCUCCGUUUCAAGGAGCAUGCCUGGAUCUUUCUGCCAGAGAGGAAUAGAGCGAGAGAGAGUCAAGCGACGAGAAACAUAAACAUGGAUGAUUUUGCUUUUUAAUGCCUUGGAAUUAGCUCGCGUGGCUUCGCAUGGACACUUCAUUACUUAUGGUUUAGCGAGUAGGCUACAAACUAGUCACACCAUUCCAUUCGUCCGUCCCGUUGUCAGUAUGGAGAAAACGCUAUACGGAUCGCCUGGGACUGCGAAAGGGAACUCGGGAUCUCUACCCACCACGGACAGGGGGAAUUCAGCAAGGAAGACGGGCAGGACUGGUUCCCACAGCCCAGGCUCGGCCUCACUCGGCUGCCCAGGGGGAGGUGGUGGAAACCGGGGAGAUAUGUUGGGAAACAGCACGAAUGUGCAGCAAGCGCACAAGCGACAGUUGGAAGGCGUGCUGAGCAAAUACACAAACCUCAUCCAAGGUUGGCAGAACAGGUACUUCGUGCUGGACUCGGAGCAUGGCCAUCUGCAGUACUUUGUGAAUGAGCAUGGGAAGAGCCAGAAGCCUCGCGGGUCGCUACCCCUCACCGGGGCCUCCGUUACCCCUAGCGACGAGGCCCCGCACAUGUUCAUCGUCAACUCUGCCAACGGAGAGCUCUUCAAACUCAGAGCUACGGAUGCCAUAGAGCAGCAGUUCUGGGUGACCCAGCUCCAGGCCUGUGCUAGACGACACUCCGACAGCAGCGCCAAGCAGGUGCGGGAGGUGAAGGUGUGUGAUGAGCAGCGGCUGUGUGUGGACAAGACAGCAGGCUGCCCGGACGGACCGGGCUCGUCAGGUGGUCGUACGCGGUCGUUCUCCCUCCUCCCCCACAUGCCCCCCACCUCCUCCUCUCCGGGCUCCCAGAGGCACCUCCCCCACCCGGGGGGCACCGGGGGCAACAUCGUCACCAUCACCCACCACAAGUCGCCCGCCGCCGCCCGCCGCGCAAAACACCAGUACCCCUCGCGCCUGCAGGAGGUCAAAGAGGUGAUGUCCCAAGCUGAGGGCCAGCAGAAGAGUCUGGUUCAGUCCAUCGAGUCGCUGCCGACGCGCGGUCCAAUCUCCUGCCUGGACCAGGACCUCCUCCUCCUGAAGGCCACCUCAGCCGCCACCCUCAGCUGCCUCGGAGAGUGCCUCAACAUCUUGCAGCACAGCAGCGGUCACCACGCCAACAACCAUCACCAUGGACACAACAAUCACCACGGAAACCACCUUAACCACCUGGGCCCCUCUUCUUCCAGCCUCACCCCUAACAACACCACCGCCACCACCAGGCCCGGACCUGGACUUGGGUCUAGAUCGGGACCAGGACAGGGACUCGGAUCGACUCACGACCCACCCACCGAUUCGUUAGAUGCCAUCCCGUUUUGGACUGUGCCCAGAUGUGUGUCAUCAGAGAGGCUGGGGAGCGGGGAUGAGACAUCACUGGGUACCCCCGAGCCAGCUCUGGCUCUGAAGAAGAAGGCCCUGCCACAGAAUUCUGAGGCCACAGGUAUGGAGUGCAUCAGCCCGACGGAGGAGGUGACGGAUACGGAGGAUAACGAGGAGGAGGACCUGGGGGUGCUGGAGGACCAGAGGAGCAUCAUACUGCACCUCCUCUCACAACUCAAACUGGGCAUGGACCUCACACGGGUGGUGCUGCCCACGUUCAUCCUGGAGAAGCGCUCGCUGCUGGAGAUGUACGCCAACUUCAUGGCCCACCCGGACCUGUUCCUGGCCAUCACCGCGGCGACCACCCCCGAGGAGCGCAUGGUGCGCUUCGUGGAGUACUACCUGACGGCCUUCCACGAGGGCCGGCGCGGCGCCGUCGCCAAGAAGCCCUACAACCCCGCGCUGGGCGAGACCUUCCACUGCUCCUGGGCCGUACCACGCGACCGCGUAAGGCCCCUCAGAACUCACGCGCACUCCCUAGGGCCCCCCUCCCUCGGGCCCCCCACCUCCAGCACCAGCAGCAGGGAGUCCUCUUCCUCUUCGGGCCUUAUUCCACCACCCCUGUCGCCGCACAGGCGACGAUCCGCCACUGGUUGUCACCACGACGACGACAGGGUUUCCGUGUCGUCGUCUUCGUCGUCGAUGGCGAUGAACGACGCCUACCGGGUGCGUUUCGUGGCGGAGCAGGUGUCGCACCACCCGCCGGUGUCGGGGUUCUACUGCGAGUGCGUGGAGAGGAAGAUGUGUGUCAACGCCCACGUGUGGACCAAGAGCAAGUUCAUGGGCAUGUCCGUCGGGGUCUCCAUGGUCGGGGAAGGUGUCCUCUGUCUGUUGGAGCACGAUGAAGAGUAUGUCUUCACGCUGCCGUGUGCCUACGCGCGCUCCAUCCUGACGGUCCCCUGGGUGGAGCUGGGAGGGAAGGUGUCCAUCACCUGUGCCAAGACCGGAUACUCCGCCUCCGUCACAUUCCACACCAAACCCUUCUACGGGGGCAAGGUCCACAGGGUCACGGCGGAGGUCAAACACGGCACCACGGGCACCAUCGUGUGCAAGGCCCAGGGGGAGUGGAACGGAACGCUGGAGUUCACCUAUAGCAGCGGAGAGACCAAAGUGAUUGACACCAACAAGCUGCCAGUUAUCAGGAAGAGAUUGCGGCCAAUAGAAAGACAGGGGCGCACUGAAUCCAGACGGUUGUGGCAGCACGUAACCACGGCACUGAAGGAGGGCAACAUCGACAUGGCAACGGAUGAGAAGCAUCGUCUGGAGGAGAGGCAGAGAGGGGAGGAGAGGCAGAGGACCGCCAACAACAUGCCCUGGAAACCCAAAUAUUUCACCAAGGAGGGGGACGGAUGGGUGUACGUGAACCCCCUCUGGAAGACCCACUGAUGAUGAUGAUGCCCCCUGCAGUACCACCAUACACAACCUGACCCAGGACACAUGGCCGCUUCACAGGACUACACAGACACAGACACAGACACAGACACAGACACAGACACA
Molecule: messenger RNA, 3273 nt
Organism: Engraulis encrasicolus (European anchovy)
Lineage: Eukaryota; Metazoa; Chordata; Actinopteri; Clupeiformes; Engraulidae
Product: oxysterol-binding protein-related protein 10-like
Exons: 13
Coding region: 409-3162 (917 amino acids)
Cellular component (GO): cytosol; membrane; intracellular membrane-bounded organelle
Molecular function (GO): cholesterol binding
Source: RefSeq, a predicted model, not a curated record